Messenger RNA from Aspergillus calidoustus, 306 nucleotides. NCBI's taxonomy places the organism in Eukaryota, Fungi, Ascomycota, Eurotiomycetes, Eurotiales, Aspergillaceae. The record is from the annotation of a GenBank genome assembly.
AUGCGUCACAGCUUCAUCGUCCUGUCAGGCAAAUUGAAUUCGCUUCAUAUUACUUCUAUCUCAUCUACGCAGGAGGAUUUCGCCAUCUUCUUCUGGCUGUCGUCUCUGUUUUCCUGGUUUUCUCGCGUCCCAUUCCAUCCCCUCGCCUCCGCGCCUCAACGCUUUCCCAACAUCGGCCUUAGCUUCCACCCGAUCCAGAGGACAAAGCUCUCUGGGGCUGCGCCAGUCCAAUCGGCUAGGCGACACGUACGACGGCUCGAGGAGGUCGAGAACAGUGGAAAUCCUAACAGUCGCUCGCGACGAUGA